AUGACCGACAUCAAUCGCGGCACGGCGGGCCCGUAUCUGCACCAGCACAAUGGCCAAAUCGAGCCGCAAUCAGUGCAAUCCCCGUCGGGAGCUUCGGUGAGCUUCGGUGGCGGCUCGUUGAAACGCAACAAUAGCCAUCAUCAGCGAACGAAAAAGGCCUCGAACGGUGGUCCUGGCUCGACUCUCGAGCGGGGAACCAGCGGAAGCAGCGCCGAGUAUGGGACACCGGCCGGCAGAUCCGGCGUCGGUUCCGGGCUGGCGAAGAGCUGGUCCAAACAGUCGAGCAGCUCGCAAUCGACGCAGGGGGCCGGACCCGUGGCCGGUGCAACAACCAAAUUAAUACCCACCGUUCCCAAAACGGAAGCCACGCUCGCCGACGACUUUAAGCGCUUCCACACGCACCGCAACAGCUACGGUGGGAAAUCCAAUUUAAAUGUAAAUAACACCGAUCAAACGAUAAAGUCGCAGGUCCUGCUACACCAGCAGAAGCUGCGGGAGUACAGCAAGCAGCAGCAGCAGCAGCACCGCGACAAUGAUAGCUACUCGACCUGCUCGUCCUCGCAGUCCGACUAUCAACACCCGCAGCACCAGCACGGCCACCAUCGGCUGCAUCACCACUCACAUCCACAUCCCCACCAUCAGCACCAGCACCAUGGCCAGCCGAAGCAGCAACCGACCCCGCAUCAACCGCUGGCCGGUCCGAUGUACCCGGUAUCGGCCACGGUGGCAGCCACGGCCACCCUGACACGUGCCGGUGGCUCGAUAUUGAAAAAUGCCACCAACACCGGUAAUGAUCCGGCGGUCCGGAACACGCUCAAACGGGGCCCGGGAGGAUUAAGCACGCUGUCCCUGUGCAGCUGCGAUGCGGACACCGAGAUAAUACCAAAUCCAUUAAGGCCAUUAUAUCAGUACAGCCUGGACAGGAAAAAUCCUCGCCAGCACACGUACACGUGCGAGCAGAACGCCCAGAUACUGCUGCGCCUGGAGAAGGACCGCCAGAAGAAGUUCGGCUCGAUGGGCAAACUGCAUCUUGCCACGUCGACCGGUGACCUCAGCAACGGAGGCGGCCCAGCAACGGUGGUGGUGGCCCCGCGGCACUCGAGCAUAACCGGAGCCUCGGUGCCGACCUCGUCCGUGUCGACGCCAACGCCUACGCCCCCGCCGCCCCUCCACCAGGGACCACCAUCGGGUGCCAAAGGAGGGCCGAAUCCCUGCAAAGCCAUCAAUGUGCUCUCUUUCGACUGCCAGCGUGGAUCGUAUCCGAGAGGCGAUAAUUAUGCGGAGGACGAUUCGUACAGCGAGGACAUGAUACCGCCACCGCCACCACCACUGAACCGGCGCCCAUCGUACGGGUACGGUUGCAUAGUGCAACCUGUUGCCGGGCCGGAUCCUGUACCGGGCGAACUGCCGGUGAACGAUUUGACAGCGCCGUUGGCCGCCAACGGCAACGGUGCCGGCACCGGCUACCACCCGAUGCACCAACCGGACUUGUUUAACUUCGCUUCGGCGAACGGGUCGGCCAGUGACACGCUGAAGUCAACACUCAAAUCCACCAAACCGUCGACAAACAGUAAAACGACUUCCGGCGUCCCGGCGAAAGGCAAGGCGAAGCUCAACGAGCCCCUCCCGGUGAUGAUGGUGGAUUUGAUGAACGGAAACGCGGCGGUCACCGGCGGCGGGUGCAAUGGAACCGGAAGCGGGGACGGCGGUGUGAAACCCUAUCCUCCGUACUACUUCGACGAUAACUAUCUGCAGCACCACUACUACUACCAGAGUGCGGCCGGGGACGACCGGUUCGCCGAGUCGGUCGAUCUGCCGGCCAAAGAGCCGAUGGCCGAUGGCCAACUCUUCCUCUACCAUCAGCACCAUAACCCGCACCUACACCACCAUCACCCGGACCCGCUGGGCGGCUACAUACCGAACUACGAUGCGCUCAACCUGCCUGCCAAGUACAACACGAUCGGCGCCAACGGCCACUUGCCGGGUGAUCUGCCACUGCCGGGGCACCUGGCCAGCCUCGGCGGUAAGUAUCACCAGGAGGGCGCCACCGUGGUCGCCGGUGGCGUUGGGGGACUUGGAAUGGGCGGUGAUCAUCAUGCCAGUUCCUGCAACAUAAACCAGUACGGCGCCGGUGGGGCUUCGGCCAAGAGCAAUCUCGUCGCCUCGCACAACCAUCACUUCUCCAACUCGAUCAGCAACUUCAACUUCAACCCCUCGCAGUACUUCGGAUCGGCGCUGGACCCAGCGCCCGGCACCACCAUCAUUCCGGGCGGUCUCGGCGGCGUCAUGGGACCCGUCGAUGGCUUCCCGUCGUCCUGCAGCCUCAACGGGACGCCCAACAAACAGCAGCAACAACACCCGUGGAAGCACCGCCAGUGCCCGAGCCGAGGCUCCAGCAGCACCGGAUCGGGAUCAUCGAAGUGGGACCUUCCGUCGAGACAGUGGCUGGCGGUGACCUCGAUCCUGCUGAUAGCUGGUGCGGCCGGCGUUGCCGUGCCGCUGGCGCUGAAGGUUUCCACCGGGGCGCCGCUCGAGGAGCGGCUGCAGGUGGCCACGCAGCUGCUCGACACAGUGCCUUUAAUCGAUGGCCACAACGAUCUGCCGUGGAACAUACGGAAGUUCCUCCACAAUCAGCUGAACGAGUUUCGGUUUGACGAUGAUCUCAAGUCGAUUCUGCCCUGGUCGAAGAGUGCCUGGAGUCACACGGACCUGCAGCGCCUCAAACGGGGCCGCAUAGCGGCACAGUUUUGGGCGGCCUACGUUCCGUGCGAGGCGCAGCAUAAGGAUGCGGUUCAGAUCACGCUCGAGCAGAUAGACGUAAUUAAAAGACUGACAGAACGCUACUCGCCGCAUCUGACGUCGUGUGCCUCGGUGUUUGAUAUUGUACAAGCACACAAAAACCGUCAAAUGUGUUCAUUAAUCGGUGUCGAGGGUGGCCACUCGCUCGGCGGCUCGCUCGGUGUCCUGCGGAUCUACUACGCGCUGGGCGUACGCUACAUGACGCUCACGUCCACCUGUCACACGCCCUGGGCCGACUCGAGCAACGCGGAUGCCCCGAAAUAUGAUGUCCGGCAUGGGGGCCUAACGGCCUACGGCAAGACUAUCGUUCGCGAAAUGAACCGGCUCGGUAUGAUAGUGGACCUGUCCAAGUCGUCCCUCAGCACGAUGAAGGAUGUUCUGGCGACCUCCCAGGCACCGGUCAUCUUUUCCCACUCGUCGGCCUACGCAUUGUGCAACUCAAGCCGCAACGUGCAGGAUGAAGUGCUCGGGCUGGUGACGAAAAAUCGCGGCCUGGUAAUGGUGAACUUUUACAACAAGUUUCUGCGGUGCAGCGAAAACGCAUCCGUGCAGGACGCCGUAGCCCACAUAAAUCAUAUAAGGAGAGUUGCUGGAAUCGAUCACGUUGGACUCGGUGCCGGUUACGAUGGAAUUAAUUUCACGCCGCACGAUCUGGAGGACGUCUCAAGCUAUCCGCGGCUUUUCGCCGAACUCCUCGGUGACGGCUGGACGGUCGAUGAGCUGGAAAAGCUGGCCGGCCGCAAUCUGCUGCGGGUGUUCGAGGACGUCGAGAAGGUGCGGGAAAAUCAACGCCUGUCGGGCGUGCGGCCGUACGAGGACAUUCCGCCGGUGUUGCGACCCGAGGACCACACGAACUGUUCGACGAAUAGUUAA
This is a messenger RNA of Anopheles bellator, 3672 nucleotides long. RefSeq lists its product as uncharacterized. The record is from RefSeq and is a predicted model, not a curated record. The coding region runs from base 1 to 3672 and encodes 1223 amino acids. NCBI's taxonomy places the organism in Eukaryota, Metazoa, Arthropoda, Insecta, Diptera, Culicidae. Gene Ontology annotation, biological process: proteolysis. The transcript has 11 exons. Gene Ontology annotation, molecular function: metallodipeptidase activity.